Drosophila grimshawi is the source of this 4348-nucleotide messenger RNA. RefSeq names its product prominin-like protein. NCBI's taxonomy places the organism in Eukaryota, Metazoa, Arthropoda, Insecta, Diptera, Drosophilidae. The coding region runs from base 260 to 3292 and encodes 1010 amino acids. The record is from RefSeq and is a predicted model, not a curated record. Gene Ontology annotation, cellular component: membrane. The transcript has 14 exons.
UACGCGCGUCGAGGCCAACGUUCGACGACGGCUUCUUGUCUUUGUGGAAAUUGUGUUAAUUGCCCCCUUAAUAAAAAGCGCUCGCUGACGCAUGAAAUGGAUGCGUUGCUCUCCGGUGGCCAGAAGUGGAACCCAAACAGGAGCCAAGCGUGUUAGAAGCAACAUUUCAAGAGCCCAGACAACCGGCCGCAACACACUCCUAUUCUAAAGAGUAGGAGGAGGAGGAGGACGGUAGACAGGCAGACAGACAGACCAGAGAAUGACACAAGCGACGAUGGAACGUCUUAAGGCCAAGGCGCCGGCACGCCAUAAAAUCAGCGCUCGAAAGCGAAGACAGCGUCAAAUUGUCUAUUGGGCCAUAUGCAGUUUUAGCCUGAUAGUGUUCGGCUUCGCCUUGGCCACCUUAAUAAGGCCAGCACACGCAGCAAAUGUAGCAGCAGCAGUUGGGGCAAGAGGCGCAGAGGAGUGGCGAGAAGAGAAGCCGGGCCAGCUAGACUCUGACUCUGACUCGUCCCUGGCCAAUUUCACGGACUACAAAUCGAAGGCCAACUAUACCAAAGAACCAAAGCAAUCCACUAAGGCAAUGGACCCCGUUUAUAAUUUUACACGUUACUUGUUCGAUUACCUCUUGCCCGAAGAGGCAGCUAUUCCACCGGGUUACAUUGUGAUCAAGGAGGACAGCAUCGCUUUGGGCCCGAAGGUGGAGGAUAAUGAUUGGCGCGAGCUGCUCAUGCAGUAUUGGGUAGUGCUCAUUGCCACUUUUUUGAUGGUUGCCCUCGUCGUCAUCAUGCCCUUUAUAGCCAUCUGCUAUUGCUGCUUCUGCUGCUGUCGCCGUUGCAAGGAGGGAUGUCCACCCUGCGAUAGUCAAAAGGACGCGCGCAGACGCUGCUGCUGUGGCCUGUUCCUCCUCCUGCUAAUCAUUGGAAUUCUUUUUGGUGUGAUCAUUGCUUUUGCGACCAAUAAACUGUUGGAUCGUGGCUUUGAGGAGACGAGCACAACUGUGCGACGUGGCAGCCAGGAUACCUGCACCUAUCUCAAGGAUGUCUCCGAUCACAUUCACCAUCUGCUUGUCAAUAACUAUGAAGAGAUGGAUAAGCAUCUAACCGACAAACUAACGAACUUACAUAAAACCAUAUUCCUCAAUUUAAUGAAUGCAUCGGAGGCGAAUGCAGUUUAUGAUCUCGAACGCAUAUUGGACAACAUGGAUGAGGCGCAAAAGCUAAUUAGGGAAGUGGAUAAAUUGGAAAAGGAUUUGCGGUUCUAUGCCAAACAGUUGCAAGAUGGUGUUCGUGGCGUUAAGCGUGAUGUGAACUAUGCCUGUGCUGUGCUCUGCGGCAAUCGGGAAUGCUUACACUUUUUGAAGCGAACGGAAAUUGAGUUCCUCGAUAGUUCGAAGUGUCUACAAUUUGAUGACCUACCGGAUACCACGUACUAUCUGAAGGCCAUGGACUAUAUCAUUACGAAGAACAGUGCGAAAACAUCCAAGGAAGUUAUUGAUCGACUGCAGCAUGUGGGCAAGAGGAUUAAGGCUGGCAUUGAUCCGAUUAUACCACCGAUAAUCCGUGAUAUUCGCAGUGGACAGGAUCUGUUCCGCACUCAGGCGAACAAUAUACGCAGCAUGAUCGAUUCUGUCAUCAGUAAAAUACAUUUAAAUACAGUUCGAUCGACGAAAUCGUUUGAGGAUGUCUACGACAAAUAUGGAGCCGAUCGUAGCAUCAUCAAUGUCAUCGUUUGUGUCGUCCUAUUGAUUAUUCUAAUUGUGCUGAUUAUUGCACUGGUUUGCGGCUGCUGUGGACGUCGUCGUCGGGGAUAUCGUGAUGAUUGCUGCAGCAAGGGAACAGGAGCAUCCUGCUUGUUACUUGCAAUAUUGUUGAUAUUCUGCGUGUUCUCGCUUGUGGUUCUCGUUGGCGCGUUUUACUUUGUUUUUGGCCUGGCCACCUAUCAGGGUGCGUGUGCCCCACUCCGAGAUCAGGAAGCGAAUGCGUUAUUCCGUCAACUGGACUCGGCCAUUGAUCUCAAUCGGUAUUUGCCAAAGAGCGAACUCAAAUCGGAGACACCAUUGCCCCCGCUGCGCAUCUCGAGUGCCAUCAAAGCCUGUCAGGCGGAUCAGUCGAUCUUUAAAUUGCUCAAAGAUAACGAUCUGUAUGACAUUGAGGAUCUGGCGAGGGUUAAAGUUAUCGGGGAGACGCCAGCCGUGCCCAUUUUCCUGGCCAAUCUGGACAAUUUCACAAUACUCACAGACAAGGAUAAGCGUGAUUUGGAGGCGUUGCGCAGCAGCAACUUAUCGAGCUACCAAAGUAAAGUUUAUACGGAUCACUUGUGCAAUCAAUUGACGCCCAUUGAUUUGCCCACAUUGGCCAAUCAAUUGAAGGAGUUGCGCGCCAGUCUCUGGAGUCAGUGGGGCAUCUUUGAUUGGGCCCGCACCUCGCUGUACAACGAAGCCUACAAUCUGCAGAGAUAUCACGAGGAGUUCGUCGAUAAGAUCAAAUCGAUAAUGAGCAACAUGACGCAAAAACUAUUGAAAAUCGAUCAACUUAUUUUGUAUAAUGGCAAUGCAUUUGGUGAAUCGAUUAAACUGCUGCAGGCAUCAACGGAACGCUCGGAAGUCUUCUUCCGAGUUCAUGGCCAGCAAUAUGUGAGUGAACUGCGCGAGAAUCUCACCAGCUCCAUCAAGGAGCAGGUCGUUAAAUAUAUCGAAAUGGUUGUGGAGAAGUGUCAGGGAAAUGUCGGAAAAUGCGCUCCACUCGCCAACGUUUAUCGCCGCAGCGUCGACUUGAUUUGCCACCGUCUUGUCGAUCCAAUGAAUGGUUUCUGGGUUGGCGUGCUGCUCUGUGGAUUGCUCUUCCUGCCCGUGCUCUUUGUGUCCCACCGCCUGCUGUGCUUGUACAAGAAGAUUGAUCCCUAUUCGGCGCCAGCUGUGGCCGUUGUGGAGGGCGGCAGCGACUACUUGUACGAUGCGUAUAGCGAACGCGAGCGCGAGCAUGUGCCACUGGCCAAUGUGCCCAAGAAGCGACGCAAGGCGUACGAGAGACGGGCGAGGGAGCAACAGGAUUACUAUGAGGAUGCUUCGCCAAGUGUGUCGAGAGUGUCGCGUUCAGCUGGCGCUGCUUCGGGCGCUGCCAACGGUGAUGGUCCAUCUGCUGGUGGCAGCAAUAUGCGCUAUAAUGAUGUGGCACCCACGCACUGGGAUCAUGAGCCGCCACGUUAUCACAAUCCGCCCGUGGCGCCGCCAGCAUCCGAAUAUGAGCGUCCACCUCCCUACUAUUAUCCAGGUGCCUCGGACCAGGAUUAAGUGGCUAAAAGACAUACAGACGACAGAGAGGAUUGAAUGGAGAAGAAGAGUUGGCAAAUCAUACGCAAGGAUUUCAUUUUGAAUACUGGAAGCAACAGCAAAAACAACAGCAACAACAAGAAACAACAAACCCAUUUUACUGAGACUGUAAUUUUAGUUGAAAAUUAGGUUUUUUAUUUAGAGUUAUUAUGUAAUUUGUAGCAUCACAAUGUGUUAUAAUAUUUCUUUUGUGGACUGUAUCAGACGAUCUGCCAGACAAUGAUAAAUAUGUGGAAUGCGCGGAAUAGUGAAAACCUAGUUUAUAAGCACAGAUCGAUAACGAAGGCAAGUUCGCAUCGUAGUAAUACUCCCUAUAUAGAUAUAUACAAUAUUGUUUAAAGUUUACACAUUAAAAAUGUUGCCAAAAGAGAAAAGCAAAGUGGAAGGCGGAAUGCGGAAAGCGGAUUGAAAGUGAUGCAAUUGGGUUGAAAUCAAUAUGAAUAUGCACAGCUAAAGCAUUUAAUAAGUUAGUGUUCAAAACAAAACAAAAAUUUAAAAAAAAAAAAACAAAAACAAAUAUCCCAAACGGAACUUUAAAGAAAAAAGGAAGACGCUCACGAACUUGAAAGUAUCUCAUUAAUUUAUUGAGCACCCCACAAUAAUCAAUAUACAAUUAAUAAAACUUGAAAACUUGACGACAAGUGCCAGAGAUAAAAACUGUUUCAAAUCAAAACAAAACCAGAACUGCCAUUUUAAUUUAGUGAAUUCAGAGCAGAUCAGAUAAAUCUCACAAGUUUUCGACUCUUGUUUUAUUUUUAUAUAUACGACAAGUGUUUGUAUUUAUUUUCCAAGAAACUAAUACACUACACUAAUACAGACGACUUCCUUAACACACCGCCUGGUCCCCCAUAAUAUGUAUUUACUUUAAAUUGUCAUAGUUAAGUAAGACAAUAUUUCUCAAACUCAACUCCAUAAUAAUGUUUUCUAUUAAAUACUUAUAUUCAAAAUCAGGGCAAACUGCAAGUAGCCAAAAUACAAAAAAAAAGAAUGCACACAUACACCUAUACACCUACACAC